Symbiodinium sp. CCMP2456 is the source of this 918-nucleotide messenger RNA. The record is from the annotation of a GenBank genome assembly. Lineage: Eukaryota; Dinophyceae; Suessiales; Symbiodiniaceae.
AUGUCUUUAAAGGCGGUGCAAAUCUGGGAAGUCAUUGGUGGCGCAAUUUCUGGUGGUCUGCUGGUGCGCACGGGCAGAGGACUAGGUUCUGGCCGCGAGCCACAGCGCUUGCGGACAGGCUCCGUCGUUGAAGAAUUGGAGCUCGAUGGCGACAGACUCCACUACAAGCUGCUGGAAGGCGCUGGGCCAGUUCACGGUUGGGUCAGCACGAAACUCAAUGACCGAGACCUGCUCCAGCGGUGCAAGUCCACGGCCUGUGGGAGAACAGCGGGAAACUCUAAGGAGAAGUUGCAGAACGCAGCCACGUUGCAGGUUGCACAAAUGGAUGUGCUUGCAAUCGCACUGAAUGUCGCUUCGCUGGUGCAAACGGGGCCGCACUUCAAAGUCACGAAGGUGUGCAGCGAGAGAUUGCUGGAAAUCGCCCCCAGCGACAAGAGCGUAAGCUUCGAUGAUUUCUGGCCAUCUGACUGCUCUUUGACGGCGGACCGUCGUCACUACUUGUACUGGGCCAUUGUGUGCAGUUCAUCUUGCGACACUUGGACACUCGCCUUGGCGUUGACGCUCAAGGAGCUCUCGGACUAUGGUGUGAUCAUUACACACGACUCCCGACCGGUCGUCAACUUCGUUGUGCUGAACACUCCUAGCAUGGACGUGGGCGACCUUCUUCCUGAUUCCGUGGACUUGCUUGAGCCCAUCUCGGGAGCUCGCGUCUCCAUGUUCAGCACUCCUGCGUCUCAGCUGGCUCUGAAGACCCUUGGGCCUGAAGUCCAAGAACGACUUGGCUGGGGCGUCUCAUCGAUGUUUGAUGAUGACUUGCGAAGUACGUUUGCCGAAAGAUUCGGAGAGAGGAGCCUAUCGCAAACUGUACCUCACUGGUGGAUCGCUGCCAUUGUUCAAGGAGACCAUGGUCUUUACAUG